Molecule: messenger RNA, 2205 nt
Organism: Knipowitschia caucasica
Lineage: Eukaryota; Metazoa; Chordata; Actinopteri; Gobiiformes; Gobiidae
Source: the annotation of a GenBank genome assembly
AUGCAGGACGGAGCCGUCCCGUUCGUGAAGGCGGAGUACACCACCAAGUGCAUCUGGGGCCAGAAGUGUCCCGUCGUCAUGUAUAGGACGAUAUUCAAACCGAAGUACAAAGUUGGCUACAAGAGCGUGACGGAGCUGGAGUGGAGGUGCUGCCCUGGCUCCUCUGGGGAGGGCUGCUCGGAGGGUCCCUCCUCAGAACCUGGAGCUGCAAAUCCUCCGUUCAAAGCUCUACCCUAUCGUCCCGGGAUGAAAGGCUUCCCCCACGGCCCUCGACCUCCAGUGGACCACACACCAGGAGAGGGCCACAUAGAACCAGGCCGACCCGUCCCCAAUGUGCCCGAUGCCAGACCGAUACCAUCAGGACACCUGCCAGCUGGCACUGGGAGACCCUUUGGGAACACCUUUGUGGCGUCCGGAGUGACGGGAGAGCGGCUGGACCGGAUGGAAGCCGACCUGCGGCGCCUUUCCCUGACACUGGACUCUCUGAGCGGAGCCGUGGUGGGACUGGAGCAGAGGCUGAGGACUUCACUGAGAGAGGAUACCAACAAGAUGCUGGUGUCGCUGCUGCCGAACCGACGGCACGACUCCAGCGUGGGCUUUGGAGUUCUGCCAGAUGGAAGUCCGGACGGUCUGGAGGGACAAGAGAGCUUCAAUGGGUUUGGGGAUCUGGCAGGAAGAGUGACAGAAGUGAGGGACGAGCUGAGGGCCAAGACGCACAUCAUAGAGGAGAUCCAGGGCAUGGUUCUUGGUCACGAUGGGCAGCUGAAGAAGCUCCUAGACAGCCCUAGGGGUCGGCCCAUCGCGGGCUCUCAGCUGAACGUAGAGGAGCUCUUGAACCAGAAGCUCGCCGGUGUGCGCAGUGAGAUCCUGGACGGCUUUGAGCGGCGGCUGAACGGCAUGGAGUCCCACUGUGACCAGAUGGUGAGCGCAGUGCAGCAACAGUGCCACCGUGACCACAUGAACGGCCAGGAGCAGAUGCAGCAGUCUCUGGACGGACGGGAGACCGGGCUGAGGAAGGAGCUGGGUACUCUGCAGGCCCAGAUCCAAGGACUCACUCUCACUGAGAGCUGCUGCGGACAGGUGAACAGCCUCUCCCAGCGCAUGCUUCUGCUGGAGGACUCUGUGAAAGGCCUGACGGAGUCCCAGAGACAGCUGCAGACAGCUCUGGUGGAUCAGAACAUCGAGGUGGAGACUCUGAUCGAGACACGCCUCCUGGACCUCGAGAAUCGUCUCAACUCCACCUCAGACACUGACAAUCCCGCAUCCAGAUUCCCUUCUGAUCUGGACGGCUUCAAGACCCUACUGGAGGACAAGCUGAAGACUCUGGAGGAGAGAGUGUUUGUGGCAGUAGAGGAGCUGAGCAACGCCACCUCCCCGGCUCUACUGGAGGGUCAGGUCAUCCCGGCUUUGGAGAUCGAAUCGGUCAAAAGGCGAAUGGAAGACGAUCUGGGAGGCAUCCAAAAACAGCUCAUAGACUUGGAGCUACUUUGCACCUCGUCUUGUGCUCCGUCUACCCCGCCAGCAGAGGGCAUCAACGGAAAGGUGGUGGGAGACUGCGAGGAUGUGGAGAAGAGAAUGAAUGGUAGAUUAGACACUCAAUCCAACCAACUGGAUAAGCUAAACAACUCCUUGAAUCACUUGCUUUUCAAGAUUGCACAGGAAGAGCUGGAAGGAUCGGUGAGUGGCGAAAUCACGCUGCUUAAAGUGAACAUUCAUUCCGUGAACAAGACUUUGAAAGGUCUCAAAGACUCCAUACACUUCAUUGUAAGUGAGGUCGGACACGCUAAUGCCACCUGGGAGCAGAGGGAGCACCAGCUAGUCAACCAGGUCCAAGGGAUCUCCAAAAUAGUGGGUCACCAAGCUUCACUGUUGGGUGCUGGGGAGAGGAGACUUGCCCAUCUGAAGGGAGAGCUGGUGGCGCUUAAAAGACGUCUAUCGGGGGAGCUCCAGGGCUGCAAAAGCACAGCGUUGGAGGCCAAGAAGGGGGUCAAAGAUGUGGACAGUAGGGUGAGCCAGGUGGAAGGCCAGUGCAGUGGUUUGGGAGAGCUUGCAGAGCAUUUGGAGCAAAUCCGGGCUGAACUGGAGAGGCAUUCGGAAUCCUAUCUUGACCAAGUGAACGGCACUCUCACGGUGCAUUCGGAACAACUGGCAGAACUCAAAGACGAGGUCAAGGACUGUAUCGCGAAAGAAGCCGCGACUGGAUAA